Messenger RNA from Botrytis sinoallii, 1338 nucleotides. RefSeq lists its product as uncharacterized. NCBI's taxonomy places the organism in Eukaryota, Fungi, Ascomycota, Leotiomycetes, Helotiales, Sclerotiniaceae. The transcript has 5 exons. Bases 1 to 1338 code for a protein of 445 amino acids. The record is from RefSeq and is a predicted model, not a curated record.
AUGCCACCACCACCACCAUUACCAACUCCCACUCAACCUCUCCUCACCAGUGUUCUCGCAAAACCAAAAACAAAGGGCAAGAUCCACGUCUCCUUUACAGACUGGGUUUUGGGCGGCUCACUCCUCUCCAUCAAUUCUCCCAAUCCGAGUAAUGUUGUUCCUGCAGCUACGCGCCAGAGAAAUGAUAGUCAUCGGGAACAAGACGGAAUGGCGGGAGAAGUGGAAAUGCUUGUUGUGAGGAAAGUUAGUAAGAAGAAUGGGCAUAAGAGAAGUAGGAGCGGGAGUGCGGAAGAGGUGGUGAGUGUCAAGGCGAAGAUUUCAGAGGACGUAUUGGAGACGGUUGUGGAGGAGAGUAAGGAAGAGAAGAAGGCAGAAAGCAAGGAGGAAGUGAAGGAAGAGAAGAAGGAAGAGAAGCAGGAAGAAGUGGUUGAGGUCAAGAAAACCGAUGGUGAUGAUAAGGUGAACGUGGUCGAGGAGAAGUCUGAGGAGUUAAAGCAAAAGGGUGAAGAGCCCAAAGCUGAUGUUGUCAUCGAAAUAGCUGCAGUCCCAAGCACCGAAGACAAAGAUAAAGACAAGAAAGCCGAACCGGAUGUCGUUAUCGUCGAGGUCCAAGUCAAGGAAAAGGAAGAUAAAGACAAGGGCAAGGAUGAGAAGAAAGAUAAAAAUGUCAAAGAAACAUCCAAAGGCGAGAUGACCCCAAUCACAGCCACAGAUUCCAAAGAGAAGACCCCUUCUGUUACUGAUAAAGCUACAGAAAAGGCCGCCGAAGCAACUACCGAGACUACAGACGACAAGAAGGAUGAGAAGGGAGAACCCAAAGAAAACAAGACCUGGAAGGAAAUUUCUGGGGAAUUAGGUACCGGCAAGAAAGAAGUGGUGGCACGAUACAAAGUCUUGCAAGAACAAGAAAAGACCGAGAACGAAGAGGAAAAGGCAGAGGUAGAAGAAAAGCCCAAGAAGGCCGAGAAGAAAAAGAAGAUCAAGUGUACCGCACAAGUCGACAAUGAAGAUACAGAAGAGGAAAUCUAUAUCUCACCAGAUUGUCCUUACCAUCAGCCCAAAUCCAAUGCUUCCGCUGCGUCUGCUCCAAAGCAAGAAAAGAAGAAGAAGCGCAAGUCUUAUGGAGAGCUUGAUAAAGAUAGAGAUGAUGAGGAUGAGGAACAGGAAGAACGUAGGCAGGGAAAUGGACAUGGAAAUCAGCAGGGUCAUCUUCGACCGGAUAAAAUAUGGUCAGCAGAGGAUUGCGAAACUCUGGAGUAUCUGAUGGAGAAACAUAGGAGUACACAAUGGUUGCAAUUGCAAGCUGGGUUCUUCAAUUAUACGGGAAGAAAUGGUUAA